Messenger RNA from Rhizoctonia solani, 516 nucleotides. RefSeq names its product OTU-like cysteine protease. NCBI's taxonomy places the organism in Eukaryota, Fungi, Basidiomycota, Agaricomycetes, Cantharellales, Ceratobasidiaceae. The transcript has 3 exons. Bases 1 to 516 code for a protein of 171 amino acids. Gene Ontology annotation, molecular function: cysteine-type deubiquitinase activity. The record is from RefSeq and is a predicted model, not a curated record. Gene Ontology annotation, biological process: protein deubiquitination.
AUGGUCGAGAUUCCACCCGAUGGCCAUUGUCUCUAUACGGCGGUAGCAGAUCAACUCGCUCUCCUUGGCCUCAUACCAUCUUCGGCCGUACAUCCAUCAACUACACGCAACGCCGCAGCAGACUACAUGCUCGCUCAUCCUGACUCCUUCAUCCCCUUCCUGCCAUCCAUUGAGGGCGAAGAUGGUGCUGGAGCCGAGUCAGCCGGGCUUCUUUCGCCCAACAGUUUCACAUAUUGCGCUCGAAUUCGUGACACUGGUACAUGGGGUGGUGAGCCUGAGAUUACGGCUUUAGCCAACGCAUACAAGGUCCCCAUCCAUGUUGUACAAUCUGGUCCUCAAAGAGUAGUGGUUCAUGGGCCUCAGGAUGGCCAAGUGGUCAAGCCAGAUGCAGCAGUCAAGAUAAGCUAUCAUAGACGCAUGUACGGUUUAGGAGAGCAUUACAACUCAUUGCGACCUAAAACUAUAGUCGAUCGUAUUCCAGGGAUGGAACAAGUACGAGCUGCCCUCAAAGCGUAG